Messenger RNA from Medioppia subpectinata, 606 nucleotides. Lineage: Eukaryota; Metazoa; Arthropoda; Arachnida; Sarcoptiformes; Oppiidae. The record is from the annotation of a GenBank genome assembly.
AUGGAUCAUACGUUUGGCUGGGAUUACGGGGACUCGGGUCAGGACAGUAGUGGCGAACACCACAUAUCACCAUCAUAUUCAUACCCAGAGCCAAACAGGUUUGAGCACCAGAUCCAGCGGCUGGAGCUGGCCAUCAAGCGCCGGGACGCCUACAUAGACCGACUGGAGCGACACCUGACUCGACUGCAGUACUAUCUGCGGCAACGGGUGACCGGCGGUGACCACAACGAGGACUCCGAGUCGGACAGUGCGGCGACGAACUACGCCGGGCUGAGCACUAAGCGGGUAUACCCUCACGACACGGGCAAAAAGAUGACAAACGACGAGAUGAUGGCCGGACUGUUGCCACAGGUGGCCGCCCGGAGCAAAGACUUUUCAUGUAUGAAAUCGUGUAAUUACCUGAAGAAUGCCAAACAGUCGAAAGACUCUCUGUCCCAAUACAUGUAUCUAAUGAUAUGCGCCGAGGGCUGCAAGAAGACCAUACCCUGUCUGGAGGAUAGUUACUGUAUGCCCGUCAUGAAAGAGAACCCUGAUUAUUUUGUUCAAUGCGUUAAUGGCUGCGAACUCUUCAAGAUUGCACCAAAAUUGGAUAACAAUUGGUUAUAA